UGAUAAUAUAUAUUACCCAAUGCAGUAUCAGGUACUAUGUUCACGGUUUACCCAAGUCCGGAGUACAGAAUAAUACUUGGUAUUGAUUUUUAGUUGACGCGACUUUUGUCAUUUAAUUCGUUACGCGUUUGUUUGGUUUUUUAUUUAUUUAUCGAACAAUUGAAAUGAUCCGCUUCAUUCUAAUACAAAACAGAGCAGGAAAAACAAGACUAGCCAAAUGGUAUAUGAAUUUUGAUGAUGACGAGAAACAAAAGCUUAUCGAAGAAGUGCACGCAGUUGUAACUGUCAGAGACGCCAAGCACACGAAUUUCGUAGAAUUCCGAAACUUCAAAAUAAUUUAUCGAAGGUACGCCGGGCUAUAUUUUUGCAUCUGCGUAGACGUGGGCGAUAACAAUUUGUGUUAUCUGGAAGCCAUACAUAAUUUUGUAGAAGUCCUCAACGAAUAUUUCCACAACGUCUGUGAACUAGAUCUGGUGUUCAACUUCUACAAGGUAUACACAGUGGUAGACGAAAUGUUUUUAGCAGGCGAAAUUCGGGAAACGAGUCAGACCAAAGUCUUAAAACAGCUACUUAUGUUAAGUUCAUUAGAAUAAGUUAUUAAUUAUUAUGAUAUUAUGUCUACAAGCAAAUAUUUUACUUUACCUAUACACUAAUUACUAUUUAUAAUUUAUUACUCUAUACCAUAAUGUAUUCUUUUUUUUAUAUAAUAUAUACAUACAUCAUAUUAUGCUAUUUACGAGUAAUGUGUAAUUAUAAUGAUUAAAAUAAAUUACACCCAAUUUAUUUUCAUCCCAAGACCUUUUUUUAUGUGUGAUAAGAGAUAAUAUGAUAUUAUCCUUAAUUUUAUCCGCCCCCCUGAGAUAGCAGAUCUACAAAAUACAAAUAUUACAUCCAUAGGAAUCUGUAAUACAUUGUUAUAGUGUUAAAUCUUAAAUGCAUUUUGUUAUAAAAUAAAAUGGAUAGCUACAAAUUGUUGAA
This is a messenger RNA of Myzus persicae (green peach aphid), 978 nucleotides long. RefSeq names its product AP-2 complex subunit sigma (gene AP-2sigma). The coding region runs from base 165 to 593 and encodes 142 amino acids. Gene Ontology annotation, cellular component: intracellular membrane-bounded organelle; AP-2 adaptor complex; membrane coat. The record is from RefSeq and is a predicted model, not a curated record. Gene Ontology annotation, biological process: intracellular protein transport; clathrin-dependent endocytosis. Gene Ontology annotation, molecular function: clathrin-cargo adaptor activity. The transcript has a single exon. Lineage: Eukaryota; Metazoa; Arthropoda; Insecta; Hemiptera; Aphididae.